UUGGUACCCAAUCCCCCUUUUCCCCUGGGAGAGCAAAUCUUCCAUGGUCCGUCCCUCCCUCUUGUUUGGUAAUCAUUUCAUUUUACUCCUUUUUGAAGCACUCGCUUGUUUUAUCCCACUUUUCAUUUCACAAUCCGGUGCGCGUAUGUUCGCCUUCUGAUCAACUUCGGCAUCUCCCCUCUCUUUCCUCACGACGAAAAGGUCUCCUAGAUCCCGGCUGAUUCUUUUCCUUUGAGAUGCUUAACUGUUCUAACACUCACCCUCUCUCCACCCUCUUUUAACUUCAGACCGUUAAGCUUGAGCGAACUGAACUGAGGUUGGAAUUUAAAAUAAAGCGGAAAACCCAAAGGGAUACGACGCUCGUCUUUGGAUAAGGACCGCUAUCGCUUUCCCCCUUGUUGCACUUUGGGGAAGAUUCUUCCCAUUUCAGUUGCUCGUCGUUAAUCCAGGUGGCCUUGCUUUGAGUGAACAGGAGGAUUAUUUAGCGUGAUUUGGUGAAGAGAGAAAGAUCCCAGAAGGUUACUUUCAUGUUCUCCAUCCAGGACAGCCUCCCGCGGGGAGCCUUGACCAUGAAAGAGGAACCGCUCACGAGUGGCAUGACACCGGUCCGCUCUUGGAUGCAGAGCGCGGGGAUAUUGGACGCGAACACAGCAGCACAAAGCGGUGUAGGUCUGGCCCGGGCUCACUAUGAAAAACAGCCCCCCUCGAACCUGCGCAAAUCCAACUUCUUCCACUUUGUGUUGGCGCUGUACGACCGACAGGGCCAGCCCGUGGAGAUCGAGAGGACCUCCUACAUAGACUUUGUGGAGAAAGACAAAGAGUACAAUGGAGAGAAGACCAACAACGGCAUCCAUUACAGGCUACAGCUCCUUUACAGUAACGGCAUCAGGACAGAACAAGAUCUGUUUGUACGGUUGAUAGACUCCAUGACCAAAGUGGCGAUCCUCUACGAGGGCCAAGACAAAAACCCAGAGAUGUGCCGCGUCCUUCUCACCCACGAGAUCAUGUGCAGUCGUUGUUGUGACAAGAAGAGCUGUGGAAACCGCAAUGAGACGCCCUCUGACCCGGUCAUCAUUGACAGAUUCUUCCUGAAGUUCUUCCUCAAAUGCAAUCAGAAUUGUUUGAAAAAUGCAGGGAACCCACGAGACAUGAGACGGUUUCAGGUGGUGGUCUCCACUACGGUGAAUGUGGAUGGCCAUGUCCUUGCUGUCUCUGACAACAUGUUUGUCCACAACAACUCCAAACAUGGCCGGAGGGCUCGACGCCUGGACCCCUCUGAAGCUACGCCCUGCAUCAAAGCCAUCAGCCCGAGUGAGGGGUGGACGACCGGGGGAGCCACUGUCAUCAUUAUCGGAGACAACUUCUUUGAUGGACUGCAGGUGGUCUUCGGCACUAUGCUGGUCUGGAGUGAGCUAAUUACCCCCCACGCCAUCCGGGUCCAGACGCCCCCUCGCCACAUCCCAGGGGUCGUGGAGGUCACACUCUCCUACAAAUCCAAGCAGUUCUGCAAAGGGGCGCCAGGGCGGUUUGUCUACACUGCCUUGAAUGAGCCUACCAUCGACUACGGCUUCCAGAGGCUACAGAAAGUCAUCCCCAGACACCCAGGAGAUCCCGAGAGGUUACCUAAGGAAGUGCUGUUAAAGAGAUCAGCAGACUUAGUAGAGGCCCUGUAUGGAAUGCCCCACAACAAUCAGGAGAUCAUCCUGAAGCGGGCAGCGGACUUGACCGAGGCCCUGUACAGUGUCCCCCGCAGCCACAACCAGCUGCCCUCGCUCAGCGGCUCGGCAGCUCACUCCGGCAUGAUGGGAGUCAACUCCUUCAGCAGCCAGCUGGCAGUCAACAUCUCUGAGGCCUCGCAGGGGGACCAGGGUUACUCCCGUAACUCCAACAGUGUAUCGCCCCGUGGCUACGUCCCCAGCUCCACGCCCCAGCAGUCCAACUACAACACCAUCACGUCCACCAUGAACGGCUACGGAGCGGGCAUGACCAACCUGGGGGUGCCAGGCUCACCCAGCUUCCUCAACGGCUCUGCCGCCAACUCCCCCUACGCAAUCAAACAGAAGAGCGCCUUCGCCCCUGUCGUGCGGCCACAGACCUCCCCGCCCCCCACCUGCACCACCACCAAUGGCAGCAGCCUACAGGCCAUGGCAGGUCUCAUAGUCCCACCUAUGUGAAGAAGACCUUCUGCCAGACAGACCACAUUUCCACUGGCUCACAGAAUCUCUACAACAGAAGCUUAAAGCUCAUCAAUCUCCAAAACAGGACCAUGAAACCCCUUCACUCCUGGAAACAGAGCAAACAGCACAACAAAGAAAAUUACAGUAACCGAUAACCCGUAAAAUGUCACUAGAGUAUGUUUGUGUUGGUUCAGUAAUUGAGUUCACCGUCACCUUCUGUGCUUUGCAUUUUGGGACUUUCCUUGCCCAAUGGAUAGCAUUCCAACAUAUAUAUGUGUGAAGGGUUAGCUCAUCUGAAAAUAUAGCGAAUAAUAAACUGUGGAUUUGAAAGGCAGGUAGUUAAUCCUUGUGGUGUGAGUAUUGUCCUGAGUCCUAAACAAGAAAAGUCAUUUGACUGGAUCUUCUAAUGAACCGAGUUCCUUUUCAGUCAUAUAACCACUGUGAGCAGGGAACGUGGAAAGGCCUAUAGUUCAAAACUGUCAGCUAUGGAAAAAGUGCAGAAUCCAAGAAUAUCAAACUCUCCGUCAAUUGUCAGACUCAAAAUAGGUGGGAGUUUCAAUGAAAAUUCCCCCCAAUGUCUAUAAAAAACCCGCUUCAAAAGACCAUUGAUAUCUAAUGUCAAAGUCUAAUAGCAUUUUUGUUUGUGUACCAUAGCUUUUAAUAAUGUGUGUGUUUAUCAUAUUUAAAGGGAAAUGCAGUAAUUUUCUAAUCUAAAGAAAGGGUUGGCAAACAUUCUGCCAAGGAGAGAAAAGCAAAUGUUAUACUAAUAUUUGCCCACUACCAGAGUCAUGCCAGGGCAGCCCAAGGUUGUGAGGUUCAAAGGUUUUGGAUGUCUACCAUUUUUGAACCACAGUACAAAAGAUAUAUUUCCGGGGUGUGUUGAUUGAUAGAUUUUAACCAGAAAUGCUUGCAGCAGUUUUAAUCACAUUUAGGUACCAGAGUUCUUGUUAUUCUUCUGAUUGUGCUUAUUUUGUAUGUAUUUAUAAAGUAUGUUUUGGGAUUCCUUUUGUGAUUUAGGCCUGAAUGAUAGUCUCAAAUAUACAUGUAAACACAUUCGAUGUCUUAAUACCUUUUAGAUAUUGUAAAAAGAUUGAAAAAGGAGAUGAACAACCCUUUUGUAAAAACAAAAAAAGUUGAAACAUGACAUGGUCACCCUGUCUUUUAAAGCAGGAUAUAUGCUCCACCACUUUUGUAUAAAAAUGCAUUUCCGAUACUAUAUUUAACUUUUUUUUUGUACACAGCAUUUGUGUUUCCCCCCUGUUCUUCUUGUCUUUUCUGUGUUACUGUGAAAUGUGUAUUAUCAUGGUUAUUUCUUAAUGCACUAUUUUAGUUGGGGCACUUACAAGAGCAAUGCAUCUUAGCAAGCAAGAAAAACUAAAAGCUAAUGACAAAAGCUAGUACAAAUAUUAACCAAGAUGUUUUUUUUGGGGGGGGGGAUUCACAUUUUUGUCAUUGUGGCUGAAAUGGAAAGGUCAUUGUCAUGUGAAUGUCUCUAGUUCAAAAACUCUUCUAUCAUAAACCUCUCUUAGUUCAUUGGUUAGAAUUCAACUCCUUUCCCAUGUUAUUUGGACCCAAGCCUACUCCUUGUGUUUUGGUGAGAAUGAAUGUAAUACACAUGCCUGUACGAAUCAGCUGCGAAGUUGUAACCCAAGUAAACCUUCAAUAACUGUCGAAGGACCACUCAAGUGUAGGGUUCAACUCUCUCAAGGAACCUUGAUGUUAGUGUUUUUGGUGGUGGUGGUGGUGUUAUUGCCGUUGCACACAAUCUAUCAUUUACUUAUGCAAUUUGUAUUUACUGUAAUGCAAGUUCUCUCUCCACAUUUCAGUGGAAUGGUUUUGAAACAUAAAAGAACACAAGACAUAAUUGAUGCCUUACAAUAGAACAUGAUCCAACUUAAUGCAUUUUCAUUAUUUUGAUACUCUAAUUGAAGUGUGGUUCAUUUGAGUUAUGCUUUUGCAGAUGUUUAAGAAUGAGUUAAAGUUGUCAUUAAUUUGAUGCUUUCGAUUAAUUUAAUAACACAGGCCCAUCAUUUGAGCUGCAGAGGAUGUAGUUUAAACUGGGAUAUGUUGGAGGGCACUUCCUUCUCCAAAUGUCCACAUAUCUUGUUUAAUAGUGGACAAUAGGUGACAAAUCAAUGAUGAGCCUGAUUAUAUCUUUGAUUGUAUGCAAAUUCUGUGCAGUGAUUUCCAUACAUCGGCAAUCAUCGGGUGGCAUCAACUGUCGUCAUAAUGUGGGCUUGUAAAAAAAAAGCGGAAAAAUCUGUUACGCUUUUUUGAAAGCCAUUUUUCAAUUACGAGAUUGAAGGCCAGCUCAUAGAAUGUCUUUUAGAGUGCACUUGUACACUUCACAAAACAUCUGAAUUCAAUAUCAUGGAGUUCUAAACCCAUUUUCAAUGAAAACACAAGUUUUCUCUUCAAGUUAAAUCUUGGCUGACUUUUCACAAUCCUCCCCUUCAACCCCCAUUCCCUGUAUCCAUUCCAUCCAUAUACUGAGUUUUAAAUAGCUUGAUUUAAAAAAUGUUUUGUCAUAGUUGUAGAAAGCUUGCUUUUUGCUGCCCUGGUUUUCAGCAGAGGUUUUUUAAAUUGUAAAGUGUACUUUCUCAAUGUUUAAUUCAAUGUGAAAAGGGGAGAGGUACUGCAUCUAUGUGAAAUAUGAAAUGUACCAUCAAAGUGUAUCAAAGCACAAUGUUUAAUUAAUGUCUUCAGAAUACAAAUGAGGGGGAUCUCUCCAGCUUCUCCUUCUCUGUCUUUGACCAUGCUGUAAAUAGAUGCAUGUUUCUUUCUGUGAUCCAGUAGUUUUUGUACAGAAACGGACUAAUAAAGAAUACAUUUGGCCUCAAAAA
Messenger RNA from Oncorhynchus kisutch (coho salmon), 5020 nucleotides. RefSeq names its product transcription factor COE3-like. Bases 528 to 2174 code for a protein of 548 amino acids. Gene Ontology annotation, biological process: regulation of DNA-templated transcription. The transcript has 16 exons. Gene Ontology annotation, molecular function: DNA-binding transcription factor activity; DNA binding. NCBI's taxonomy places the organism in Eukaryota, Metazoa, Chordata, Actinopteri, Salmoniformes, Salmonidae. The record is from RefSeq and is a predicted model, not a curated record.